Molecule: messenger RNA, 394 nt
Organism: Ilex paraguariensis (yerba mate)
Lineage: Eukaryota; Viridiplantae; Streptophyta; Magnoliopsida; Aquifoliales; Aquifoliaceae
Source: the annotation of a GenBank genome assembly
AGAGAGAGAGAGAGAGAGAGAGAGAGAGAGAUGGAAGGAAAAGAAGAGGAGUGGAGGAAGAAUGCAGACACCCACAAGAUGAGUCCAGAGGAAGUGAAGAAAGCAGGUGUGGAGGCAUCCAAGAGGCCACCAGGGCACGACCCAGGAGGUGUGCUGCACCAGAGAAGGAAAUUACCAUACAGCCCUUUUGCCAUGGCUGUUGGUGGUUUCCUCGUCGUCGCCACAAUCGGAUAUUUCACCUUAUACAUCAAGAAAAAGCCUGAAGCCAGUGCUCGAGAAGUCGCCAAAGUGACCACCGGUGUUGCAACGCCGGAGGAUACCCGCCCCCGGAAGUAGGCGUUUAUUUGACAGAGUUGAUGGUCCUGCUUGAUAUAGUUGUCUGUUCUGUGAAGUU